GCAGCUGCAGUGGAGAAUCAUGUUAAGCUCGGCUACUGCGGAGAGCCCAAGGUAGCCCAAUGAUGGAUUUUGAUGAGCGUGGUCCCUGCUCCUCUAACAUGUAUUUGCCAAGUUGUACUUACUACGUCUCGGGUCCAGAUUUCUCCAGCCUCCCUUCUUUUCUGCCCCAGACCCCGUCUUCGCGCCCAAUGACAUACUCCUACUCCUCCAACCUGCCCCAGGUCCAACCAGUGCGCGAAGUGACCUUCAGAGAGUACGCCAUUGAGCCCGCCACUAAAUGGCACGCCCGCGGCAAUCUGGCCCACUGCUACUCCGCGGAGGAGCUCGUGCACAGAGACUGCCUGCAGGCGCCCAGCGCGGCCGGCGUGCCUGGCGACGUGCUGGCCAAGAGCUCGGCCAACGUCUACCACCACCCCACCCCCGCCGUCUCGUCCAAUUUCUAUAGCACCGUGGGCAGGAACGGCGUCCUGCCGCAGGCUUUCGACCAGUUUUUCGAGACGGCCUACGGCACCCCGGAAAACCUCGCCUCCUCCGACUAUCCCGGGGACAAGAGCGCUGAGAAGGGCCCCCCGGCAGCUGCGGCGACGUCCGCGGCUGCGGCGGCCAGCGGCGCGCCAGCAACUUCAAGUUCGGACGGCGGCAGCGGCGGCGGCUGCCGGGAGGCGGCGGCGGCGGAGGAGAAGGAGCGGCGGCGGCGCCCCGAGAGCAGCAGCAGCCCCGAGUCGUCUUCCGGGCACACUGAGGACAAGGCCGGCGGCUCCAGUGGCCAACGCACCCGAAAAAAGCGCUGCCCCUACACCAAGUACCAGAUCCGUGAGCUGGAGCGGGAAUUCUUCUUCAGCGUCUACAUCAACAAAGAGAAGCGCCUGCAGCUAUCCCGCAUGCUCAACCUCACCGAUCGUCAGGUCAAAAUCUGGUUUCAGAACAGAAGGAUGAAGGAGAAAAAGAUUAACAGAGACCGUUUACAGUACUACUCCGCCAACCCUCUCCUCUAA
This is a messenger RNA of Elephantulus edwardii (Cape elephant shrew), 995 nucleotides long. RefSeq names its product homeobox A11 (gene HOXA11). Gene Ontology annotation, biological process: regulation of transcription by RNA polymerase II; anatomical structure development. Gene Ontology annotation, molecular function: RNA polymerase II cis-regulatory region sequence-specific DNA binding; DNA-binding transcription factor activity, RNA polymerase II-specific. The coding region runs from base 60 to 995 and encodes 311 amino acids. The transcript is spliced from 2 exons. NCBI's taxonomy places the organism in Eukaryota, Metazoa, Chordata, Mammalia, Macroscelidea, Macroscelididae. The record is from RefSeq and is a predicted model, not a curated record. Gene Ontology annotation, cellular component: nucleus.